GUGCAUACGCCUUCAACAAAGGUAUUCUCAUCUCACACAACAACCUCAGAUACAGCAACAACUCGCUAAAAAUGCCGAGCAACGCAAUUCUCGGUGAAGCACACACUCCCGCCGAACAGUUGACCUGCGCCAGUGUUUUAAUUUACCGCACACUUCGGUCAGGAGACAUCGAGGUAUUUGUCCGCAGCAGACCUACAGACCCAAAACCAACUUACAGUGUGCCAUUUAAUAAUAUUCAGCCGGGUGAGACAGCGCUUGAGUGUGCCGAACGCCUUGAAGAAGAUUAUUAUGACAUUGCAUCGCCAAUACACGCAGAGGAUCUAGACUAUCAAUCAUCAGCUGUGAUUGAUAACCUAGGGCAAGGGGUUAAGAUUCGCGUAUUUUUUGCAAAGGUGAGGGGUAAACUCCACGGUAUGAUUAGACAAAACGAAUACUGGAAAGGCUGGCAAUACGAGUUCCUCCCCUUAUUUUCUCUUGAACGCGUUUAUCUUCACCCUGAAAUUGGGCCCGCACCUACGGCUAUCAGAGAGCUGCUGAAACCGCCAACAAAAAGACGCUAAGUAGAAGAACAAC
Molecule: messenger RNA, 573 nt
Organism: Xylaria bambusicola
Lineage: Eukaryota; Fungi; Ascomycota; Sordariomycetes; Xylariales; Xylariaceae
Exons: 1
Coding region: 72-560 (162 amino acids)
Source: RefSeq, a predicted model, not a curated record